Molecule: messenger RNA, 3037 nt
Organism: Quercus lobata
Lineage: Eukaryota; Viridiplantae; Streptophyta; Magnoliopsida; Fagales; Fagaceae
Product: Protein kinase superfamily protein
Exons: 3
Coding region: 330-2705 (791 amino acids)
Biological process (GO): protein phosphorylation
Molecular function (GO): protein kinase activity; ATP binding
Source: RefSeq, a predicted model, not a curated record
AGGGGAUCAUUAUUAUUAUUAGUACUUGGGAAAUGUAAAUUUCGAAAUUUUUGGUGUUAUAGCUGGUGGGUGUUGCUUUUUCAGUGAUUUUAGUUAAAAAUAAACAUGGGUUAUUUUUUUUUAGUAUUAUGUUUUUGUAUAAUAUAGUUGAUUGUGAGUGAAGUAAGGGAGUUUAUUGGUUUUGUGAGUUGCUUGAUCUGGUGGGUCUUCUGAGAAUCUUGCAAAUUGGGGUUUUUCUGCUCAAGAGUUUUGCAGUUCAAGUCCCUGAAAAUAAAGGAUUUAAUUGACUAGAAGAAUAUUUUAUAUGUAAUGAUACACGGUUUCCGGACAUGGAGAGGGCUAAAGAAUCAAAGAAACUUAUGGUUAUGGGGAAAGUGCCCAUUUCCAAUGAGGUGUCAAAUGCACAUAAGGCCUCAGUAAGGGAAUUCAGUCAGCUACCACAGUUGCACUUGCAUGAUGUAGUUCAGCUAUCCAAUGCACACGAGCUACUCCAGCUGUCAAAUGCGCGUGAGGUAGGCCAUCUAUCAAAUGCGCGUACAGUCUCAGUAAGAGAAUUGGGCCAGUUAUCAAAUUCGCGUAUGGUUUCAGUAAAAGAUGUUCGUCAGAUACCAAAUGUGCCUAUGGUUUUCGUAAGAGAAGAUGGAACUGAAGCAAGGGACUCUCAAGAUUCAGACUCACCUGCACCUCUAAGAACAUGGAGAGGAAAAACCUCUUUGCCUGAACGUGAAGAAUUUAUGCCCGAUGUCAUCACAUUUAAGGGAAGUGGGGAUUCAUUUGAGGAAGGUGGUUCUAGUUCUUUUUCUGGGGCUAGUCAUCCCCCUGAACCUGUUGAUACAGAUCUAAUGAGAACGGUUUAUGUUCCAAUAGGUCAAAACAAAUCUGAGGGAGGAUGCUUAAUGAAGAGCUUGUCCAUGAAGGGUCCCUUUCUAGAAGAUCUUUCAAUUCGGGUUCCUGCUAAAAAACCAGGCCCAGCUGUUCUUUCCCCUGCAGAAAGUUUGGUUGAAGAACUAAAUGAUGUUGGUGCUUUGUGUUCACCAUUUUCAGUUCCUCGUGGAUCACAAAAUACAGAAAACUCCCUCCACCCAGAUUCUGAUGACAAGGAAUGUGUGUGGGAUGCUUCUUUGCCUCCAAGUCCACAUAGUAGCAUUGACAGUACUGGUGUUGUUACAGCUAUGAGUGUUGUCAAUAGCUGUGCCAGUACAUAUCGGAGCGAUGCAAUCACAAGUGAUGGAAUGCUAAGUGUGGAGAGGAACUUUGAGUAUAUAAAAGGGAGUGUUAGAGGGGAUUCACUUGAGAGUGCAAAAACUAGUGUUAGUCGAGCAAGUGAUAGUAGUGGCCUUAGUGAUGAUAGUAAUUGGAGCAACAUUACUGGAAGUGCUAAUAAGCCUCACAAAGGAAAUGAUCCUAGGUGGAAGGCUAUUCUUGCCAUCCGAGCUAGGGAUGGAAUUUUGGGAAUGAGUCAUUUUAGAUUGCUCAAGCGGCUUGGUUGUGGUGACAUUGGCAGUGUGUAUCUCUCAGAGUUGAGUGGGACUCGUUGCUUUUUUGCAAUGAAAGUAAUGGACAAGGCAUCCCUUGCUAGCAGGAAGAAAUUGAGUAGGGCUCAGACAGAGAGGGAGAUUUUGCAGCUGCUGGACCAUCCAUUUCUCCCAACUUUAUAUACACAUUUUGAGACUGACAGAUUCUCCUGCUUGGUCAUGGAAUAUUGUCCAGGGGGUGAUCUUCACACUUUAAGGCAACGGCAACCUGGGAAACAUUUCUCUGAGUAUGCUGCACGGUUUUAUGCGGCAGAGGUUCUGUUGGCCCUUGAGUAUCUUCACAUGCUUGGAGUUGUGUAUAGGGACUUAAAACCUGAAAAUGUUUUGGUUCGUGAUGAUGGACACAUAAUGCUUUCAGACUUUGACCUUUCCCUCAGAUGUACUGUUUCCCCGACCUUGAUAAAAACCUCCUUGUUGGAUUCUGACCCUUCAAAACGGGCAGCUGGUGGUGCAUUCUGCGUCCAACCUGCCUGUAUUGAGCCUUCUUCAGUAUGCAUCCAGCCUGCCUGUUUUAUUCCCCGGAUAUUCCCUCAAAAAGGCAAGAAGAAGACCCGAAAAACUAGAGUUGAGCUUGGGUUGCCAGCCAGUACACUUCCAGAGCUUGUUGCAGAGCCUACUGCAGCCCGAUCUAUGUCAUUUGUUGGAACCCAUGAAUACCUAGCCCCAGAAAUUAUCAAGGGAGAAGGCCAUGGCAGUGCAGUUGAUUGGUGGACAUUUGGCAUUUUCUUGCAUGAGUUACUGUAUGGUAAAACCCCAUUCAAAGGCUCAGGAAACCGCGCAACACUAUUCAAUGUAGUAGGGCAGCAACUCAGAUUCCCAGAGUCACCAGCAACUAAUUAUGCAAGUCGGGAUCUGAUCAAAGGCUUGCUGGUGAAGGAGCCACAGCACCGACUUGGGGUGAAGAGGGGUGCAACCGAGAUCAAGCAGCACCCCUUCUUUGAGGGUGUAAAUUGGGCUCUAAUACGUUGCAGCACACCACCAGAAGUGCCUAGACCAGUGGAGGCUGAGUUUCCCGGGAAGUUUGGGCCACCAGUUGACAUGGUUGGGGUUGGUAGCGGCAGUAAAAGGAUGGUAGGAGGAGGAAUAGGAGGAGGAGGAGGAGGAGUAGUAGGAGGAGGAGGGACAGACAUGAGGCCUGGGGGUAAAUAUCUGGACUUUGAGUUCUUUUAGUUUUGGGAAUACAGGAUUGUUGUGCUAUGUUGUAUUAGUUUCAUUAGUUGAUCCUACAAGGAGUUUUUCCUUCAUUACUGUCUACUAGUGGUGAUCUUUAGCUUACCUUUAAAAAAAAAAAAAAAAAAAAAAUUCCACUCCAUUUGGAAAAUUGGCACCUCCAGUUCACAGAGUAUGUGAAUUAAGCCUGUUGGGUUGUAAACAUGGCCUGACAUCAAAAUCAGAUUAGAUAAUCUCAAACGUAGUAUUAUAUAUAGAAAACUCAUUUUUCUUAAUUACAGCUAAUGUUUCAUUUUAAUUAAGUUAUUGGAACAAAUAUUACCAGUUGCAAU